Centruroides sculpturatus (bark scorpion) is the source of this 3474-nucleotide messenger RNA. RefSeq lists its product as uncharacterized. The record is from RefSeq and is a predicted model, not a curated record. Gene Ontology annotation, biological process: signal transduction. Gene Ontology annotation, molecular function: GTPase activator activity. The transcript is spliced from 3 exons. Bases 447 to 2624 code for a protein of 725 amino acids. NCBI's taxonomy places the organism in Eukaryota, Metazoa, Arthropoda, Arachnida, Scorpiones, Buthidae.
UGGAGCGAGAUCCUAUUAUGGCGCCCCCCUUGGUUGCCCCUAAUUUAUACCCUUUAAUUUUCUUUACCACUGAGGCGCCCCUUGGACUUAGCGCGUGGAGUGGCUACUCUGUUCGCCUUAUGGUAGGGCCAGCUCUGCCUGCCAGCGUGUGGCCGAGUUAUCCGGACUGCCGGUUAUCGAGUGCCGAGUUUUCAAGACUCUACUGUAUUUAUAUUAAAGUGCAAGAAAUGAAUUUAAUUGCCUUUCUUAUUGAACAAUUUUAUAAAACAAGUAGAUGAAAAAGAUGUAUAAGAUCUAGUAAGAAAAAUAACAAAACUAAAAGUGAUAACAUGUGAUAUUUUUAUGUAAAUUGAUUGAUAAUGAAAGAAAAUUUGAAGCCUAAUUUGAUUUAAAUGUAAUUUUAAAUAUUUUAUAUAUUUAUUUUUAGCCUUGUACAACAACUUCCUAUGGCCAAUUUUAAUCUUCUACAACAUCUUCUCUGUGUUCUUUGGCAUAUUGCACAACAUGCUUCAGAAAACAAAAUGUCAGCAGCCAAUCUUGCAGUGUGCAUUGGUCCAAGUCUUCUUUCUCCUUUACUUUCUCCUGUUCAUAAUUCAUCAAGUAUCCAUCAGCAGGAAAUAACAAAGAAAGUCCCAAAAUUAGUUACAUAUUUGAUUGAAAAUUGUUCGGAUAUAUUUGGUCAAGACUGUUUACAUUUGUUUGGGGAAAUGCCAGAGAGGGAUCAUUCAAGACAAGAUUCUGGUGCUGAAGAAUCAGAUAGUUUUCACAGUUUACAGGACAUGGGUGGAAAUUAUCGAAGAGAUGAUUCCUCUAUAGAUAGUCUGGAGAGAGACUAUUUAGAUGAUGGUGACCAUAGUCCUAAACUACCAAGUGAAGCAAAGAUGUCAUUAACAAAUCUGAGCCGAGAUUCAGGUUUGACAUUAAGUGAUACACAAUUGUACACACCAGAAGAGGAACUAGAAAAUGAUUUAUCUCCAAGUAGUGACGUACUUAGGAUUAAAGGAACUAUUUCUUCUUUUGCAAAAAGUACUCCACAUCUCGAAAUGACAGGUAUUGAUAAUGGAUGUGGAAAUAUUUAUACCAGACCUAGUGGUGGUGUAAGUAUUGAUGGGUCAUGUCUCGAUGUAGUCCGAAAAAGAAAAGGGAUGGAGUACCGUCCAAAAAAUGGUGUGGGAAGUCCAUAUUCUGCAGUGAAAUUUAGAAAUCAUUGUAACGAUAUAAAUACGCAUUCAUCGUUAAUUCCUUCUCAUUCGUAUUGCUAUGGUGUAGAAAAUGAAAAAUUCCAUUACAAUCAUCAAGAGCUUAAUAAUUCUGGUAAUAAUAAUGUAAAACAUAGAAAAAUGAGAGGAAGAGCACUUUGCAGGCAGCCAGUAAUUUCUGAUAUUGAUGCUCCAAAACUUAUGCCACCUCUUCGAAGAAGUGCGUCGGAAGAAAGUUUACAUCAAAUUAGCAUUCCUCAAGAAACAUCCAGGCAGCAUGUUAUGCAUAGGAAACGUCGUGCUCCUUCUCCACCAUCUUGUCAAAGGGUAUCAGCACUUUCCUCAAGUGCCCCAGAUUGUCUUCAUCGAGAUCGACAUGCUGUUUGGUUUGCCAAUCAAAAUCGAUGCGUUGAUUGGAAACGUAGUCAAUCGACUUCUAAGAUUGAUGAAAUUGAUUUUUCUCAUAACAAUAGUAGUUUAUCUAUUGUGUCAAAUGGUAGUAGUACUCCUCAUGUAUCACGUAGUAAUUCACGCGUUCAAGAAUUAGGAGCACAAUCUCAUGGAGAUAUUUAUGGUUUAUAUCAGACUCCAAAUCGUGUAAGCAGUGUUUGUUCUUCGUCGUCGGAAACAAGUCAAAGAUCCCAUCAUUCUCAUAUUUCGUAUGGUUCAAACAGAUCGAAAAGAUCAUGCACUUCUCAAAAUUCAAGUUGUUCUCAGGGAUCAUCAUCAAGAAUAACACCAGGAUUAUCGGACACCGGUAAACCAAUUGAACCACCUAGCUAUCAAGAAACUAUUAACAGACAAACUUUACUACGAGGCAUGCAAAAUUCAAAUGCUUUAUCAACCGAGGAGAUAAGAGAUGAUCAAACGGUUAUGAGUUCAAAGGCUCGUCAGUUAUAUGAAAAUUCCGUUCGUAUGUAUAGUCAAACCUCAAAUACAACUGUGGAAACGCAUCAUGCGGUUCCAGUGACUGUUUUAAAUAAUGACGAAAGAGUUUCUAUUGUACCUCCAGUGCCUCCAAAACCCCACGUUCCAUUACAUAGCAGUAAUAGUGAUAGCCCUGUUCAUCGUUUACGGCAUCAUCCACCUGUUCACGUGAGUGACUCUCAGAUUGUUAGACAAUCGAAUUAUCAGGGGCCAAAGGUAAUGAAUAUGUUAGCUUACAGACAAGGCGAUAGGGAUCAUCUUCCCGAAGACUGGAGAAAAGAAAUAAAUUGGAGUGUUGCACAGUUGAGAACAUUAUUUACUCCUGAUCAACAUUCUCAGCAUCCUUCUUCCAUAGCUAAUUCCAGACAGCAUUCACCUCUUUAUCCUUUAUCGCCAAGAGAUAAAAGGACUGGAAGAAAUGCCAAUAACUCUCUUCCAAAAGGAGAUUCUUGCCACAGAAACGAAUCCUUAAUAACCGGAGAAGAAUCAUUUGUUUAGUUUUAAUAAACCUGUAAUAUAAUGUGGCGAAUUGUAUAUAAAUUAUUUGGUUAAAGUAUGGUUUGAAUCAUCAACCAUAUAAUCAAUUUUAACUCAGGUUAAUAUAGUACCUAAUGCUUAAAAAUUAUUAUUAGAUCAGUUAAUCGAAGCUAUGUUAAAAUCUGCAACAUUAAUAUUGUUGAAAAGUAGAAUAGUGAAAGUUGUGUAACUUUUUUAAUUGCUUGAUUCCUAAAUACGGAAAUGUAUGCUUUUUUUUGUUAUCAAAACAUCAAAUUCUAAAAAUUUUAAUGAUAGGAUCAUUCUUAUAUGUAUUUUAUUCUCUAUUACAUUAUAUAGAGGAUCAAAAUUGAUUGAACUAAAGAAAAACUUUCAAACAAUACAAAUCAGUCCGAUUUUCAUACAAAUUACAGUUAAUCGAUAUGGGAUAGUACAAUAUUAUGCUUCAGUCUGUGAUAUGCCAUAUAAUUUCUCAGGUGCCAAUGUUGUUAAAUGCAUGCCACAUUAUUUUAAUUGUAAAGCUUUAUCAUCCACUUUGUAAUUAUUCCCGAGUUUCAUAAAUGUAUAAACAUCCAAGUAAUCAAUGUAUAAAAUACUUUCGAAAUUCCGAAUGCUUUAACGAAAAGAUAUUUAAUCAGUUAUUGCUACUUAAUGACAUGGUGCGCCAUGUUGAGACUAUAUGAAUAAUUACCAAAUUAGCUUAUUUGUAUAAUAUGUGUGUAAUUAUACAUUUCGUCUUCCUGCAUUCAUAGUAAUUCUAUGCCAUUGUCAAGCUCAUUUUGUGCGUUGUUAACUAACAGUUAUGUAAAGUUUUAUUAUUUUUUUACAAAGUAAAUGUUAUUAAUAAACAAGA